Mollisia scopiformis is the source of this 1317-nucleotide messenger RNA. RefSeq names its product MFS general substrate transporter. Lineage: Eukaryota; Fungi; Ascomycota; Leotiomycetes; Helotiales; Mollisiaceae. Gene Ontology annotation, molecular function: transmembrane transporter activity. The transcript is spliced from 9 exons. The record is from RefSeq and is a predicted model, not a curated record. Bases 1 to 1317 code for a protein of 438 amino acids. Gene Ontology annotation, cellular component: membrane. Gene Ontology annotation, biological process: transmembrane transport.
AUGCGUUGGGAAGAAGAAGCCUACUCACGCACGGAUUCUGAUGACAAUCCAUUAUCGUUGAUUGAAUAUUGGAAUGGAGGAUACCCUCCCCUUCUCCGAGGUGCUGUGAAUGCUGCAUCCAACAUUGGUAACAUUAUUGGUCAAAUAUCCUUCGGCUUCCUUGGUGAUACUUUCGGAAGAAAGUUCGUGUAUGGCAAAGAACUCAUCAUUUGCAUCAUCGGUACUAUUCUGGUCAUCAGCCUCCCUAAUAGUAUUCCAACACCCACUCUGAAAAUGGUUUGGAUUUUCUGUUUCAGACUUCUCAUGGGGAUUGGAAUCGGCGGUAAUUAUCCCAUGUCAGCGUCCAUCGUAUCUGAGCGUUCUCAUUUCCAUACUCGAGGUCGGAUGUUAGCGUGGAUUUUCUCCAAUCAAGGAUGGGGAACUUUUACUGGAUCUGUAGCUACAAUCAUCAUCGUCAGCUGCUUCAGGAAAGCGAUCAAAGACGAGGACCAAUACAAUCAGCUUGAUGCCGUAUGGAGAAUUCAAAUGGGAAUUGCUCUUGUUCCAGCAUUUGCAACUCUCAUUCCUCGUCUUCGAAUGCCCAAGGAAGGAAAUACACCGCUACAAACAUUCGUUGCUGGAGGAAAAGCUGUGCUAGCCAAACCGAAAACACUCCCUGCAGUGCCAACUGGAGAUACUGAUCUCGAAAAUCUUGCAAAACCACAAUCACGAAGAGCCCAACUCAAUACAUUUUUCGUGUACUUCUCUGAAUGGCGACAUCUGAAGACCUUCAUCGGUACCGCCUCAUGUUGGUUUCUACUUGAUGUAGCCUUUCACGGAACCAAUCUUAAUCAAUCAGUGCUUCUCGCUGAUAUUGGAUUUGCUACUGGAGCUACUCACUACGAUGUUUUGAUGCGUAAUGCCAUUGGAAAUCUCAUUAUCGCUGUUGCGGGUUACCUUGGAAGAAAAUGGAUUCAGAUUCAAGGAUUUUUGAUGUGUGCUCUGAUGUUUGCUAUUCUGGCUGGUGGAUACAUGCAUCUCAGCACGGCAGGGAAAUUCACCUGUUUUGCAAUUGCCCAAUUCUUCUUCAAUUUCGGCCCUAAUGCGACGACAUUCAUCAUCCCAGCAGAGGUUUACCCUUCCCGUGUCCGUGGUUUCGCUCAUGGUCUGUCUGCCGCCACCGGAAAGCUUGGCGCUAUUCUCUCAGCAUUAUUGUUCAACUACCUUGCUGGUUCCAUCAUAACAUGGUUCUUGAUUCCCGAGACAAAAGGUAGAGAUGCGGAUGUUAUUGAUUUCGAAGAGUGGCAAGAGAAAAACGGGAUUGAAGAGUCAGCUUGA